Molecule: messenger RNA, 1377 nt
Organism: Melanaphis sacchari
Lineage: Eukaryota; Metazoa; Arthropoda; Insecta; Hemiptera; Aphididae
Gene: spn-A
Product: DNA repair protein RAD51 homolog A
Exons: 7
Coding region: 277-1299 (340 amino acids)
Biological process (GO): DNA strand invasion; double-strand break repair via homologous recombination; mitotic recombination-dependent replication fork processing
Cellular component (GO): condensed nuclear chromosome
Molecular function (GO): single-stranded DNA binding; ATP binding; ATP hydrolysis activity
Source: RefSeq, a predicted model, not a curated record
UCCCCGUUUCCGACCGUUGAUAAUAACAAGCAAUUUAAACAACACAGUAUUAUUCAUUCUUGUGUCUGUGGUUCAGCGGUUCUUUAACUAUACCAUGCGCGUCAUUAUAACUCAACAUUAAUUAACUAUUUUAAAAUAUUACUGUUUUUUCUGCAUUUGAUUUCUUGUACGUAUAGUUUAUCGUGAUCAUCGCUCUCUGAAAAGACGAUUUUCCAGAGAUCAAAUUUUAAUUUUAAUCUGAUCAAUUCCCGUUGAUAUAAAAUUAUUUAGUAAAAAAUGGCUAUGGCAUCAUCUUCACAUGUUGAAGAAGCCGUUGUUGAUGAUCAUGAAGAAGAUGAUGGACCAUUACUUAUUUCAAAACUUGAGGGUCAAGGAAUUACAAGUGGAGAUAUUAAAAAGCUUCAAGAAGCUGGAUACCAUACAAUAGAAUCUGUUGCUUUUGCAACAAAAAAGCACCUUAUUACUAUUAAAGGCAUAAGUGAAGCAAAAGCUGAUAAAAUAUUGGCUGAAGCAUCAAAAAUGGUUCCACUUGGUUUUACUUCUGCAACAAUAUUUCAUCUUAAGAGAUCUGAAAUAAUUCAAUUGACUACUGGUUCAAAGGAAUUAGAUCGUCUAUUAGGCGGUGGCAUAGAAACUGGUUCAAUCACAGAAAUAUUUGGAGAAUUUAGAACUGGCAAAACACAAUUAUGCCAUACUUUAGCUGUAACUUGUCAGCUGCCUAUUGGUCAAAAUGGUGGAGAAGGAAAAUGCCUCUAUAUUGACACCGAAGGUACAUUCCGACCAGAAAGAUUACUCUCAGUAGCCGAAAGAUAUCAGUUGGUAGGUAGUGAUGUACUUGAUAAUAUUGCUUGUGCCAGAGCAUAUAAUACAGAUCAUCAAACACAAUUAUUACUGCAAGCUGGAGCUAUGAUGGCUGAGUCUAGGUAUGCAUUAUUGGUUGUUGAUAGUGCCAUGGCUUUAUAUAGAACUGAUUAUUCUGGAAGAGGUGAAUUAUCAGCUAGACAGAAUCAUUUGGCUAGAUUUCUCAGAAUGUUACUGCGUCUAGCUGAUGAGUUUGGUGUUGCUGUAGUAAUAACCAAUCAAGUAGUUGCUCAAGUGGAUGGCGCUUCUAUGUUUGCAGCAGAUCCAAAAAAACCUGUUGGCGGAAAUAUAAUGGCUCACGCAUCCACAACUAGAUUGUAUCUGCGUAAAGGCAGAGGUGAAACAAGAAUAUGCAAGAUAUACGAUUCUCCUUGUUUACCAGAGUCCGAAGCAAUGUUUGCUAUAAAUGCUGAUGGAAUUGGAGAUGCUAAAGAGUAGCUUGAUUAUAAUUUGUAUUUUAUUUUUUGUUGUCAAAAUUUCAAUCUAUAAGAAUAUUACUAUUUAGAAUAUAUUCAG